Erythranthe guttata (spotted monkey flower) is the source of this 2085-nucleotide messenger RNA. Its product is annotated as pentatricopeptide repeat-containing protein At1g80270, mitochondrial. The record is from RefSeq and is a predicted model, not a curated record. NCBI's taxonomy places the organism in Eukaryota, Viridiplantae, Streptophyta, Magnoliopsida, Lamiales, Phrymaceae. Gene Ontology annotation, cellular component: mitochondrion. Gene Ontology annotation, molecular function: protein binding.
CUCAGUAGCAUUUCUCAAAUUUCUUGUGAUUACUGAAGUUUCGAGAAUCAGAAUGUGGGCAUUUCGCAGAGCUUCGAUUCAUAUCAGGAAUCGAGAAUUAAAUUCAGGGAUUGCUAGAAUACGCUCUGUGAAAUCAGAUACGGCAAUAUGUUAUUCCGAAAACUAUAAUACUGAAAUUGUGGAAUCUCAUAGAAACCUGUUAGAUGCAUCGGUGUAUUCAACGAGAUCUUUCAACGCAUCACCAAGUUCUUCAAACUCGUAUAUGAAUGUACGCACUCUUUUUUCCAAAGCCGGUGCAAAGAGCAGAGUCGAGCGAGAUGAUGAUUUGGAGGAUGCUUUUUCUGAACUCGAAGCUCCACUUGGUGCAGUCGGAAAAGCUGCUUCUGCAGAUGACAUAGAUGAUUUAAUGUCUGAAUCAGAUCUGUACGAGGGUGAGAGUGUCACUACUGAGGGUGAUGCUGAAAAGAAAAGUUUUCCCAAAACUAAUCCUCAUUCAGCAUUCACAAAGGCUGUACUGGGUGCUCCGAUUGUAUCGGUGGUCAAGGUUUUGGAUCAAUGGGUCAAAGAAGGAAACGAGCUGACUAAACCAGAAGUGUCGUCAACCAUGGUUAAUCUUCGGAAGCGGCGAAUGUUCGUCAAGGCCUUGAAGAUGUCGGAGUGGUUGGAGCACACAAAGCUUCUUGAGUUUAACGAGAGUAAUUACGCCUCUCGUGUUGAUUUAAUUGUCAAAGUUCAUGGUAUACCCAAGGCAGAAGAGUACAUUAAGCGAAUCCCCGAAUCUUUUAGAGGUGAAAUUGUGUACCGUACCCUACUGGCAAACUGCGUCUCUACAGGCAAUGUGAAGAAAUCCGAAGAUCUCUUCAACAAAAUGAAGAGCUUAUUCCCUAUCACAUGCUUUUCUUGCAAUCAGUUGUUACUUCUGUACAAGAGAACCGACAACAAGAAAAUUUCCAACGUUUUGUCGUUGAUGGAGAAAGAAAAUAUCAAGCCAUCCUAUUUCACUUACCACGUUUUGAUAAGUGCCAAAGGGUUGUCCAAUGAUAUUAGUGGGAUGGAAAAAAUCGUCGAGAAAAUGAAGACUGAAGGGGUGGAACCUAAUACUAUAAUCCAAGUAUCGUUGGCUCGAUACUAUGCUAUUGCUGGUCUGAAAGAUAAAGCCAAAGCUGUAUGUAAGGAGAUAGAAGGAGAAGAUAUAACGAAGAACCGCUGGGCUUGUGGAGUGUUGCUCCCGAUUUAUGCUUCACUAAGAAUGGAAGACGAAGUCGAAAGAAUCUGGAAAGUAUGUCAAUCGGAUCUUCGAACGAAGGAGUGUCUUGCUGCCAUCGAAGCUUGGGGGCAGCUCAAGCGAAUCGAAGAUGCUGAGUCAGCUUUCGAUAAGAUGAUGAAAAUUUUGAAGAAGCCCACUUCGAAGCAUUUUGCUGCUCUGAUAAAAAUCUAUGCAGAUCACAAAAUGUUGGAUAAAGGCAAGGAUUUAGUGAAACGAAUGUCGGAGAGUGGGUGCAGUGUGGGGCCGCUGACAUGGGAUGCGUUAGUGAAGCUGUACGUCGGAGCUGGAGAAGUGGAAAAGGCAGAUUCGAUACUCGAAAAGGCCAUGAAGCAGAAAUCGACAAAGCCUCUUUGUAGCUCUUUCUUGACAAUCUUGGAUGAAUAUGCAAACAGAGGAGAUAUACACAACGCGGAGAAGAUAUUCGUAAAGAUCAGAGAAGCUGGAUUCGCCUCAAGGGUUCGGCCUUACAGAUCGCUUCUUUAUGCUUACAUAAACGCGAAAGCACCAUCCUACGGGUUUAGAGAGAGAAUGAAGGGCGAUAAUGUUGUACCUAAUGCAGCUUUGGUUGGACUUUUGGCUCGAACGGAUGCAUUUAGAAAGUCGCCACUGGAUGAGCUGCUCGAGUAAUGGGAACCGGGAUUGAUUGUUUCAUUAAUAAGAUUGCAAAUUAAGGUUAGCUUGUUAGAAUGGGUUAUAUAUAGUUCAUUUAUUCUUGCUAAUUUUUUUUUUUUCUUUUUGAACCGCGACCACAUAGUUGCACUGGCUGCGACGGGCUCGACGAAUUGUUGGCGAGAUUCGUUUGCGAUUUUGUUUUCCUA